GACACGACGGCCGCCGGAGUGCGGCGACUCAGUCGCUGCGCGGCGCUGGAGCUGGGAACACGGCCCGCGAGCUGCGUCUGAGACUAACGCAGGUGUGCGCUGGACGGACACAUAGGACGGACUCGGAUUGAGAGAUCGACAGACAGCAGAUAGGUCUACCGUGCAACGCUGCGACCAUGAUUCAGUUGUUGCUGCUGACGGCGCUGUCGGCGGCUGCCGGCGCCCAGUCGCUGACCGAGUGCCUAUCCCGGCGGCCGCUACAGGACGUGUCGGGUACCUCUCUGCCGCCGCUGAGCGUGCGUCAGGUGAGCGCGCCGCAGUCGUGCGUGCAGCUGCUCUGCACCGACGAUCCGCUGGUCGUCCACACGGACGGCGAGAUCACCUACGCCUCGGUCAACAUCGACGACACUUCUGCUCAGGGCUCGCUGUGCAUGGACGAAGUGCGAGGCUCGCGCGACGCCUACGUACGCUCCAACCUGCCGGUGACGUUCUACCGAGCCGGCGACGUGCACUUAGUCAUCCACGACUCGACCUGCCCGGCGACGCGGCUGGAGAAGCAGCGCCUGCUGCUCCUGACCGCGCUCAAGGGACAGUCCGUGCAGCCCCUCGAGGCGUUCAUUCUCUGCGACUCAGACCUGCAGGUCACCAAGCCGGCCAUGCACGUACAGAUGAGCAGUCAGGAGGGGACCGUGACCCACGUCACCAUGUACUCGGGUCCGCAGGCGCGCGCUGCCUCCAGUGGCUUCGUGCCGCAAUACGCCCGGCUGGAGAUCGCUAACGACUUCGUCGUGUCCGUGCUGAGUUCGUGCGUCGGUGACCCGACCAAGAUGGAGCUCAUCAACAAACUGGGUGCCACGUGGCUGGGGGAGAUGGACUCGUGUCUCCGGCUGCUGUGCCACUCGGGAAUGGAGGAGCUGGCGCUCGGGUACUACAACUAUCUCCUCUACGACAACGACAAGAUGGAGGGCGAGGCGUGUUUCAAGGCGCUGCAGACCAACCAGAUCGGCUCGACAGUCGACACGCCUCUCACCCAGGUGCGCGUGGUUAGCGCCGAGGGCGACUCGUGCACUGGCACCAAGAUCAUGGUGCUCAACCCGACCUACUCGGGAACAUCCAAGAAGCUGCAGCGUUUCCUCUACUACCAGGCGUACAAAAUCCACUCGUUCGACUGUCCGGAGCUCGCCGAGACCUGCCUGCAGCAGAAGCUGGCGCAGCUCGGCUACACGGGGCCGCGCAUCCCCACAAAGUCUGAGUUCCCGUACCAGUGCGCCAACCUGCUCUGCGACUCCAGGGUCGGCCUCUCGCCAACCGCCUUCUCCAAGACGGCCUUCCACGUCACCGUCGAAAACGACAAGAUGCGACCGCUCAACAACGUGUGCUUCAAGUCGCUGAGUCGCUCCAAGGCGGGUCGGCGCUCGGACUCUCAGACGGUUCGCGCUGACGUGCCCUCGCUCGGUGUCAGUGUGCUCUUCUCGCUUCUCUGAGGACCUCGCUGAAAUGUGUGCACUGUGCAUUGACCUCUUCUCACUCCUCUAAAGAUAUCGCGAGAAUACGUAUAGCUUCCAAAUGCUGUUCUCGCUCCUCGGAGGGUUCCAUAGAGUAAUUUCAAAGUGUUUCAAAGCAGAGGCAAAAUAAUUUCAUGCCUGCUCCUAUAGAUGAGGACGCUGCUCGAACAUCAGAUGGUUCUCUCCGGGGUUGGGGUUUGUGACAUUCAGCUCAUCACUGCAAUUGGAGCUCGGUGUUUUUGAUGCUGUUGUAGAAUGUGAUAGUGCCCAUAUCCUCCGUGCGUGAAAUGAAGUUUGUUAAAGUGUAUAUUGUUCAUAGAUUGUGUAUGUAUAUGCUAUUGUAUUGUGUCAUGUGAAAGUUAUGGGCCGCUAAAUGGAACUGCAGGAAGAGCUUGUAUGUCUUCAUGUGUGAAAAUGAUGAAUCCGUGGUAGAUUUGAAGAUAAAUACCUACAGGCGAGGGCGGUACGUGAGAUUACUGAUCACGUGAGAUCAGCCUCGUCACCCAGCCUGCCGUGAGUGCCUAACCAAUGCCUAACCAACCACGGGAGAGCUCUCCAUUGUCUUGAUUUACAUGUGUAUUGUGUACAUAUAUAAUAUACAUCCCUCUUGA
Messenger RNA from Amphibalanus amphitrite, 2116 nucleotides. RefSeq lists its product as uncharacterized. Bases 177 to 1484 code for a protein of 435 amino acids. Lineage: Eukaryota; Metazoa; Arthropoda; Thecostraca; Balanomorpha; Balanidae. The record is from RefSeq and is a predicted model, not a curated record. The transcript has 2 exons.